Messenger RNA from Carassius auratus (goldfish), 2124 nucleotides. Its product is annotated as estrogen-related receptor gamma-like. Lineage: Eukaryota; Metazoa; Chordata; Actinopteri; Cypriniformes; Cyprinidae. The transcript is spliced from 2 exons. The record is from RefSeq and is a predicted model, not a curated record. Gene Ontology annotation, biological process: regulation of DNA-templated transcription. The coding region runs from base 307 to 999 and encodes 230 amino acids. Gene Ontology annotation, molecular function: zinc ion binding; sequence-specific DNA binding; DNA-binding transcription factor activity.
CUAGAAUUCUGAAUUCACAAUCAGGGGUUUUUUUUAGCUGCUGAAUCUUCUGUUCUCUCGGGGUAAGGCGCAGGUGGACCCAUGUGCAAAAUGGAGAGUUGUUGGGGGUUGUAUGUUUCUUUUUCUUUUGUUUUUCUCAAUGGCUUGGCAUUGGUGACACAAGUCUCCCCUGCUAAAAAAAAAAAAGAAAAUUUUAGACUAGCCUGAAUUUACCAGAAUAGGAGCAUAUAAGUUCUCAGACAGUCAUUUUCUUGUUUUCCACACUACUGUCGUCAUGUUCACUAACACUUUGGUGUUUGUCUCGUUAUGUUUGGUCCAUGUAGGCUGCUCUGCAGAAUGUCCAGCAAGGACCGCCACAUUGAGUCGAGUUGCCCCUCCUACAUAAAGACGGAACCUUCCAGCCCUGCCUCACUGACGGACAGCGUAAAUCACCACAGCCCCGGCGGUUCCUCAGACGCCAGCGGUAGCUACAGCUCCACCAUGAACGGCCAUCAGAACGGUCUGGACUCACCCACUCUUUAUGGCCCAACCGGUGCUCUGGGUCCCAGCGGAGCCGGAGCAAAGCGUUACGAGGACUGCUCCAGCACCAUCACGGAGGACUCACAGAUUAAAUGCGAGUACAUGCUGAACUCCAUGCCCAAGCGCCUGUGUCUGGUGUGCGGGGACAUCGCCUCCGGCUACCAUUACGGUGUCGCCUCCUGCGAGGCCUGCAAGGCCUUUUUCAAGAGGACCAUCCAAGGAAACAUUGAGUACAGCUGUCCCGCCACCAAUGAAUGUGAGAUCACCAAACGUAGAAGGAAGUCCUGCCAAGCCUGCCGCUUCAUGAAGUGUCUGACCGUCGGCAUGAUGCGAGAAGGUGAGAGUAAUAAAAAAAAAUGCUUGGCGAGGGGAGAUAAUGAACAUUUUAUCCAUUGUCCAACUGUAUUUCUUACUCUGUCUACCGUUCUGAGGAAAUGCAGAGGUUUCCAUAAGGGGGGAAAUAAAGUAGAUCAGGUCUAGAAUAAAGUCAAGGUUGAAACUGAAGGGCCGGUUGGCCUCGUGCCCCGAAGGCCACUCACGGUCAGCCAAAUGCCAUCUUUUGCCUUGGCCUCCAGGCACAGUUCUAACUAACAAGACUGGUUAUUAUUUAGAGAGCUGGCCUGUGAGGCAUUUUCUCAGAGGUCUGCCAAACGGACAAGCAUUUAUUUUCAAACCACCGCUCUCCUGUGGAAACACAGGCUCUUGGCUCUCCAGGCUUUCCCGCCUUUGAUGUUAAAAGUUUACAGAGGAGCUGCCUGAACUAGCCUUUAACCUUCACAUAGGAAAAAAGUCCUUUGUGAUAUCUCCAGCAGCAGAAAUGCGGCACGGCAGCUUAUUUCCUCACUUUUCAUUCAGGUGGACAGGAAGUGUUUUGUCUGCCUCUGAAAGAAUAGCCAUCAUAGGUGGGAGAGGGAAGACUUGAGGGAGGAUGAGAGGUAGGCUAUGCUUCUGUCACUCACAGAACUGGACCUCUUAGAGGCGCAGGUGACGGCAUUUAUAGGCUCACAGAUGUGUGUGUACACAACGCUAUGCCCCUUUAAGUCAAGAUCAGGUAGACUGCACCUUAUUCACUGAGACACGAGACCAGACACACACACACAAACCCUGCGGCCAGCCUUCCUUCUGUGGACCUGAGUGGUCAGCUCACAUUAUACCAAAACAACGCAGCUGGAGAGCAACAGCAGGCGCAAAUGCCCCACAGGUCCACAUUUGUUUGUGUUGAGUGUAAGAGUGUGCGUAUUUUGCCUGUGUGAAAUGUUUCUUUUUCAUGUUAUCCAUCUUUUUCUCGCACACACGUGCACACGCACACACAUAAAUGGCAAUCUCAUUCAACGCUAUUGUUGCCCUGUGCAGGGACAUUUGCCUACACGGCCUGUGUCGCUGACAGGUAGGUAAUUGAUAAGUAGAGGCCUGUUUUCAGAAAGGUCUGAGGGAUGCAGUUGCAUGUUUGAUAUGGCAUCUUCUCCCAUGAGCACCCAGACAAAUAGCAGCCUUUUGUUCUUGCUGCUAGCCACCCAAACACACAUAUAUCAAAAUGGCACCCAAUGGCACAGCCAUUUGUUGUAAAGUGCUUGAAUUUAAUACAGAGGUCCCCCUCUACAUAUG